GUUUGUUUUCAGUCGAUCCCGGGACGCUUUAGUCUUUGAAUAGGUUAGGUUGGUUUACAAUUGUGUAGAAGCUUUAAGGAGGGAAAAAAGGGAAGAAAUCAUCAAUCGCACUACAAAAAGUUCAAAGUGUGAAGAAAUGGUGGUUGAGCGUGAUCGAACCCAGGAGCUCUAUGUGCUCUUUGAUACUUUAAGGCAAUCCUCCACGCCCAAGGAUUACACAAACGGCAAAUCUGAUGCUCUACGAAGCAAUAACGAAGUGCAAAGGUUUAAUCGCUAUGCACAAGCGUUUUCAAUGGAUAUCGCAAACGUUUCGGAAUCUAUUAGUCGCCUGACCAAACUCAUAAGUAGACAAAACGUGUUUGAAGACCAGUCUGCCGAGAUUAGUGCACUUACGCAAGUCGUGAAGGCAUCCCUUCAGCGUCUGCACAACGAUUUAGAUACAUUGGAAGAGUUGAAAAGACGUUCAUUAGAGUCUCAACGAAACAGUCAAGGCUACAGUAGCUACGAAAAAGAUCGAUUCUUUAGUAGUGGUGCCUCAAGUCAUUUGCAGGCUUCUCAAAAGCACAGUGAUGUAGUCGUUGAUACGCUGAAAAAUCGCCUUGCUCGCACUGGACAACAGUUCCGUAGCACGCUGCAGCACCAGUCGAUGAAUAUAAAAACAAACGCAUCUCGUCGGCAAUUCUUUACUGCGGUUGAAAGACCACAAACAUUUGAGAGCGCAUUGUUCCAAGACCAGGAGCAGCACUCCCAGAUGCAACUUGCGGCAGGGAUGGGAAAUGCUCAGUACUACCGCCAACGCGCAGAGGCGGUGUCUGAAAUUGAAACCGCGGUCGCCGAAGUUGGUGAGCUGUUCAAAGACUUUACGCGAUUGGUUCAUGAACAGGAUGAGGUUAUCCUUCGCAUUGACAGCGACGUCGGCUCGGCGCUUGAUAAUGUGAAUGCUGGCACAAAUGAGUUGAUGAGAUAUCUCACCAGUAUUAGCUCAAACCGAGGUCUCAUUCUCAAAAUAUUUGCUAUCAUUUUCUUUUUCUUGAUGUUCUUCGGAUUUGUGGUGGUUCGCUAAGAGCAAUCAUGAUACGAAACUAUGUCUAAUGGUGUAAAAAGUUCAUUUCCCGA
Phytomonas sp. EM1 is the source of this 1116-nucleotide messenger RNA. The record is from the annotation of a GenBank genome assembly. Lineage: Eukaryota; Euglenozoa; Kinetoplastea; Trypanosomatida; Trypanosomatidae.